This is a messenger RNA of Habropoda laboriosa, 2095 nucleotides long. RefSeq names its product kelch-like protein diablo (gene dbo). The record is from RefSeq and is a predicted model, not a curated record. Lineage: Eukaryota; Metazoa; Arthropoda; Insecta; Hymenoptera; Apidae. The coding region runs from base 36 to 1898 and encodes 620 amino acids. Gene Ontology annotation, molecular function: protein binding. The transcript is spliced from 5 exons.
GUGAGGGCACGUUCAAGAGCCGUGGUGGUUGGUGAAUGGUGUUGCAGAUAGAUUCAGUGUGGGGUUGGGCGUCACCCCCGCUGCGCCUCCAGCUUGGGGGGUCUAGGGGCGCCUCGGGGAGAACAGCCACGGGCGCCCCAUCUUCGCAGAGAAUGGGUGAAAUGGUCGUAGAACGUGCGCCUUCUCCAGCUCGCCUCAGUCAUACUUCAGAGAAACAUCCUCGUGCUACACUCACAGAACUCAAUGUUCUUCGUCGACAUCGAGAACUCUGCGAUGUUGUCCUCAAUGUCGGCUCUAGAAAGAUAUUUGCACACCGUGUUAUUCUGUCUGCGUGCAGUCCGUAUUUUAGAGCAAUGUUUACUGGGGAGCUGGCGGAAUCUCGACAAACUGAAGUCACGAUACGCGACAUAGAUGAAAUGGCGAUGGAACUAUUGAUAGAUUUUUGUUAUACCUCUCACAUCGUCGUUGAGGAAGCGAACGUUCAAACUCUCCUUCCAGCAGCGUGCCUUCUCCAACUAGCAGAGAUUCAAGAUAUAUGUUGCGAGUUUCUCAAACGUCAACUAGACCCCUCUAAUUGUCUGGGUAUACGAGCGUUUGCGGACACUCAUUCUUGUCGUGAACUCUUAAGAAUCGCGGACAAGUUUACACAGCACAAUUUCCAAGAAGUAAUGGAAAGCGAAGAAUUUCUUUUAUUACCUGUUGGGCAAUUAGUAGACAUUAUUUCUUCGGACGAGUUAAACGUCCGAACAGAGGAGCAAGUAUUUAGUGCGGUUAUGAAUUGGGUCAAGUACAACGUCACGGAAAGAAGGCAACAUUUGGCGCAAGUUCUUCAGCAUGUACGACUACCCCUCCUUAGUCCAAAAUUUUUAGUUGGAACCGUAGGCUCUGACCUUUUAGUUCGUUCUGAUGACGCGUGCAGAGACUUAGUGGACGAAGCGAAAAAUUACUUGCUGCUCCCGCAAGAAAGGCCGUUGAUGCAAGGACCUAGAACACGACCUAGAAAACCGACUAGACGUGGUGAAGUUCUAUUCGCCGUUGGUGGUUGGUGUUCCGGUGAUGCAAUCGCCAGUGUGGAGAGAUUUGAUCCUAAUACCGCAGAUUGGAAAAUGGUCGCACCGAUGAGUAAACGAAGAUGCGGUGUCGGUGUUGCCGUAUUGAACGAUUUGUUGUAUGCGGUAGGCGGUCACGACGGACAAAGCUAUUUAAAUAGCAUCGAACGAUACGAUCCACAAACGAAUCAAUGGUCUUGCGACGUUGCACCUACCACGUCAUGUAGGACUAGCGUAGGUGUUGCGGUAUUAGAUGGUUUUCUUUACGCAGUAGGUGGCCAGGAUGGCGUCCAAUGUCUAAACCACGUUGAAAGGUAUGAUCCCAAGGAAAAUAAAUGGUUCAAAGUAUCACCAAUGACCACUAGAAGACUUGGAGUAGCUGUUGCUGUAUUAGGCGGUUAUUUAUAUGCCAUCGGCGGGUCUGAUGGACAAUCACCUCUAAACACAGUAGAAAGAUAUGAUCCAAGGCAAAACAAAUGGUCUCAAGUAUCUCCUAUGUCUACAAGACGUAAGCAUCUAGGCUGUGCCGUAUUUAAUAAUCUAAUUUAUGCCGUCGGAGGACGAGACGAUUGCAUGGAACUCUCGAGUGCAGAACGAUAUAAUCCUCAUACAAAUUCUUGGAGUCCAAUAGUUGCUAUGACAUCGAGAAGAAGCGGAGUGGGUUUAGCGGUAGUGAAUGGUUUACUGUAUGCAGUGGGUGGAUUCGAUGGAACUGCCUAUUUAAAAACAAUUGAAGUGUACGAUUCGGAACAAAACCAAUGGAAAUUGUGUGGUUGCAUGAAUUACAGAAGACUUGGUGGAGGUGUGGGGGUAAUGCGAGCACCACAAACCGAAAACUACAUUUGGUAGCUCAGGCCCCCCUCUUCAGCCCAAAUGGCUGAAACUCCUUUAACUCCUCUUACACCGAUAACUCCUGUUACUCCUGUAACUCCUCCCGCUCCUGUAUCGGUUCCUGUUGUUAUAACUAAUACUAGAAAACGCUACCGCCGAUCGAUGAGCAUUAUAUAAAUAAUACGUGCGUUUAUCAAGACUUUGCCUUUCUAAAG